Molecule: messenger RNA, 5521 nt
Organism: Dipodomys ordii (Ord's kangaroo rat)
Lineage: Eukaryota; Metazoa; Chordata; Mammalia; Rodentia; Heteromyidae
Gene: Arhgef4
Product: Rho guanine nucleotide exchange factor (GEF) 4
Exons: 15
Coding region: 1-4512 (1503 amino acids)
Biological process (GO): intracellular signal transduction
Molecular function (GO): guanyl-nucleotide exchange factor activity; protein binding
Source: RefSeq, a predicted model, not a curated record
AUGACCCAGAAGACCCCAGAGGCACGUGCACACCUGUCAGGUGAAGGUGAGACUGAAGAUAACCAGCUCCCCCGACUCCCUACAGAAGCAGAAGCAGAAGAGCAGAACUGGAGCCAGGAAACAGAUGGUGAUGAUUUUGAGACAUUGUCCCAUCAGAGUGAAACUCGAUCAGACACAAAAACUGACCCCUUUGAGAGUGCCUCUGACACAGAGUCCCUCGCCGGCAGUGCCUGCCUCUCUCCAACUGGUCCUUCCAGAGACACAGAAGCAAGCUGGAAGUGUCCGGAUGCCCCAACAACUAGACCACCUCAGGAUCAGCCUUUGACCAGUGUCCUUGGGCUUGAUGCAAAAGAACUAGACUUGUCCUCUGACUUAAAGGAAAAAUUGGGCAAAAAUGAGUCGCUGUCCUUGGCUGACAUCACUAGCGGAGGGGAAGAGUCCCUCUGGGACUGUGUGACCAGCCUGGAUAAACUGCCUCUGCUAUCAGCGUGCGCCUCUCGGGAUGUCACAGGCACCCGCAGUCCCCAGUGGGCACAGAGGGUGACGGAUCAGGACUUCAGAGAACUUCGUGCUGUGACUCUCCAGAAAUCCAGUGGAGCCCAGGUGUGGGACAGAGGCAUGGUGGGUGGUUGGGUAGGGAGUGAGACCUCAGACGCCCCAGAGACCACCCUGAAAUCAAGAGAGAAGGAAGCAGAGGCGGGGAUGGUUCUAGACCUCACGUGUAGUGAACGUGCCUGGCAGGGGCUUUCCAGACGCCCAGCAGCCGCCGUGGCUCACCUUGGCCCUGGGCCUGAGGCGGAGGACCAGGGUCCAGGGGAUGUCUCCCAGCCUUCCUCCCCGAGCCUGCAGCCGACGCCCAGGGCAAGCUCGGCCUCUAGGAGCAGCUAUGUGCUCCUUGUGGAGCAGGAGGCUCUGCAGGCCCCGGGGACAGGCUGCCCUCCUCCAGAGCCACAGCUCACCGGCCUGGCCCUGGAGGAGGGAAGCCCCGGGCCUCCCCGCGUUGGUGCAACAUCCUGUGCGUUUCCCUGUGGCGCCAGGUGUGGGCUGAGGGAGGCUGGCGGGGCUCAGGUCCCCGGAGUGGAGAUGGAGGAGACGCUAAGCACAGAGGAUGAAGGCACGAGGACGCCGCCCGAGGCUUUCCUCACCUUAGAGAGCCUGGGGCCGCCCAGCCCGGAGAGCACAGGACGGGAGCAGGGCCUGAAGACCCCCGAGGCCGUGGAGGACCCGGGAGAGGGGACCGGAGGGCGCCCGGAGGGCUGCGCCUCUGCAGGGGCGGUGCGGGACCCCUGCGCCCUGGCCCUGGCUGGCAGGAACACGCACCCGCUGCCCGCCCCACCCCGCCGGCGCCCCAAGAUGGGGCUGGAGCCGAGGAAGCGCCUCACGUUCCUCAAGGUGACUUCCCUCAGGAAGGGCAGGCCGCUGGCCUCGAGCCCAGGAACAGGUCCGCCUCAGGACUGGACCACCGAGGGCCCAAGCUCCCCAGCACCGAGCCCCGCGGCCACCCCUGGCGGGGCCCCGGGGCUGCUGGACCCAGAGCAUGGGGGGAUGGCAGGGGACCCUGGGAGCAAACGACUGUCCUCUGAAAAUUGCAAUGCAAAAAGACUCAAAACAACAGAAAACAGGUUCCGGGCCAGGUUGGCCUUAGCUCAGAAGACUUUUUCCAAUUUUUUUGAGCCAAAAGUUCUAGAAAAAGAAAAGCUGGAAGAACUUUCUCCCGGUUCGCCCAAAGGCGAGAUGGAGAAGAGCUGGCAGCGUCUGAGCCCCUGGCGCGCACUCCUGAAAAGCAGGGACGCCGACGGCCCCCAAGGCCUCUCUGCGACUGCGCCUCCCUUCUCAGGACCCGAGGUCUCGCAUGCGCUCGGGUCUCCCUCCCCAGUGGCCAGCAGCGGCUCCGAGGAGUGGGCCCAGGACCCCGAGAGCUGCGACUGCACAGACUGCUGGACGCCCCCACACUCCCGUGCGUCUUUGGCACCCAGCAAGUUGGUCUUUCCAGAACACAGGAGGAAAAGUGAGCCAGCCAUCAAAUGCACGUCCCGCCAGGGGGGUGGCAGGUACCUCCCUGAACAGGGCUGGCUGAUGUCCAGCCCUGGGGCCCAGCAGCCUGACAUCAGCUGCACCCUCCCCUGUGGCUCGGCCUAUUGUUUGGCCUAUGAAAACCAAGUCAUGCCCUGCAGGCCCCUGAGCCCCAAGCCCAGGAGCCCCAGGCUCUGCUCACAGCAGACAGACUUUGGCUACCAGGGCAGAACCAGCGCCGUCUCCAUGGUUUCUCUUGGAAGCUAUAGCGAAGCCCACAACUGUUCCCAGGCCUCUGAAAGGCCCAGGACUCCCAAGUCCCGAGCAAGCCUCCUGCUUUCUCUGCAGACACUAAACCAGGAGGACCCAAGGGAAGAGGAUAGGAGCAGAGGCCAGCGCCAUGCCCGCCUGAGCCCAGCACCCUCUCUCAGAGACCUUCCUGGGAGCGAGAGCCUCGUGCCCUGGGGAGGACCGCCAGGCCACAGAUCAAGCUGCCUCCAUGGUCAGAAGGCUUGUCACACAGAGCCAGCUCAGAGGCUCUUCUCCACCACUUUUGCCGAGCAUGUCCCCAGGGAGGCAGCUUCACAGCCCAGGCAGUUUUCUCAGCUCUUGCAGGCCAGUGUGGAUGACCUGUGGCUGGAGAAGAUGCAGAGAAGGAAGCUGGAGACUCAGGCACAGGCUGGAGGCAAGAUACACACCAAGACUGCACACGUGGAUCGAGGACAGCACUGGAGGAAGAUGAGCAUCACCUCUCCAGAAUCUCUAUGUCUACCUCGAAGAAACCAUCAGCUUUCCCAGAGUGCCCCGACUGGACUGAACCACACAGGCUGGUCAGAGCACAUACCCAACACCGGGAUGCCCGAUGGAGCCCUGGACACAGCCAUUCGAACUGAGGAGGCAGGCAGUGAGGAAGAGCUGUAUGAGGACCUGCGUGGCUCUGGACACCACUACAGUCACCCUGGUGGAGGUGGUGAGCAGCUGGCCAUCAACGAGCUCAUCAGUGAUGGCAGUGUGGUGUGCGCCGAGGCACUCUGGGACCAUGUCACCAUGGAUGACCAGGAGCUGGGCUUCAAAGCCGGGGACGUCAUCGAAGUGAUGGAUGCCACCAACAGAGAGUGGUGGUGGGGCCGUGUCGCGGAAGGCGAGGGCUGGUUCCCAGCCAGUUUUGUACGGCUGCGGGUGAACCAGGAUGAGCCGGGGGACGAUGAGGCCCCGCAGGCCGGGGAUGGUGAACCAGAGGACCGUGGGGCUGAGGCGCAGAGCAGCAAGGACCAGAUGCGUACCAAUGUCAUCAGGGAGAUCCUCAGCACAGAGCGGGACUACAUCAAACACCUGCGGGAUAUCUGUGAGGGCUACAUCAGGCAGUGUCGCAAGCGCGCAGACAUGUUCAGCGAAGAGCAGCUACAGACCAUCUUCGGGAACAUCGAGGAGAUCUACCGCUGCCAGAAGGCAUUUGUGAAGGCCCUGGAGCGGAGGUUCAACAGGGAGCGCCCGCACCUCAGCGAGCUGGGGGCCUGCUUCCUGGAACAUCAAGCAGACUUCCAGAUCUACUCGGAGUACUGCAACAACCACCCAAAUGCCUGCGUGGAGCUUUCCCGACUCACCAAGCUCAGCAAGUAUGUAUACUUCUUUGAGGCCUGCCGACUACUGCAAAAGAUGAUUGACAUCUCCCUGGAUGGCUUCUUACUGACCCCAGUGCAGAAGAUCUGCAAGUACCCCUUGCAACUGGCUGAGCUGCUCAAGUACACACAUCCCCAGCACAGGGAUUUCAAGGAUGUUGAAGCUGCCUUGCAUGCUAUGAAGAACGUGGCCCAACUCAUCAAUGAACGCAAACGGAGACUUGAAAACAUUGACAAGAUUGCUCAAUGGCAGAGCUCCAUAGAGGACUGGGAGGGGGAAGAUCUCUUGGUCAGGAGCUCAGAACUCAUCUACUCGGGGGAGCUAACUCGUGUCACACAGCCUCAAGCUAAGAACCAGCAGAGAAUGUUCUUUCUCUUUGACCACCAGCUCAUCUACUGUAAGAAGGACCUGCUUCGCCGGGAUGUGCUGUAUUACAAGGGCCGGCUGGACAUGGACAGUCUGGAGGUGGUGGAUGUGGAGGAUGGGAAAGAUCGAGAACUUCAUGUGAGUGUCAAGAAUGCCUUCCGGCUGUGCUGUGGCACCUCAGGGGACAGCUACCUACUGUGUGCCAGGAAGCCUGAGCAGAAGCAGCGCUGGCUCAAAGCCUUUGCCCGGGAGAGGGAGCAGGUGCAGCUCGACCAGGAGACAGGCUUCUCCAUCACAGAAAUGCAGAGGAAGCAGGCCAUGCUGAACGCCAGCAAGCAGCAGGCCCUGGGAAAGCCCAAAGCUGUUGGUAGGCCCUGCUACCUGACACGCCAGAAGCACCCCACACUGCCCACCAGCCGGCCCCAGCAGCAGGCCUUGGUGCUGGCAGAGCCCAGGAGGAAGCCAUCUACCUUCUGGCACAGCAUCAGCCGGCUGGCACCCUUCCGAAAGUGAGCCCAACAGUCACCUGACAACACUUUGUGGACCUGCUGGCCCACAGCCCUCAGCUUUCUCCCCAGGCUCACUCCAACUGACCUUCCUCUGCCUAUUUUGCAAGGUACAAGUAAACAGGGCUGUAAUUGGGAGUUGUUCAUUGACACCAGGGCACACAGGUCCGCACUACCUUCCUUGGUUCCUCACUGCUAGUGCAGUAAGUCCAGCUAGAAGAGGCAAAGCCCUGCACGCGCAUGUGCACCUCUCCUGCAGCCUGCACUUGCCCCUCUUCCUGCACUCUGGACCUUCACGGGGCCUCCAUUAACCAGGAGGCUGGGAGCCACAGCACAGAACCACCAUCCAGGCUGACAACACAGAAGGCUCUGGCUGCCCUGGGACUCUGGAAAUCUAAUCAUCCCCACUCCUAUUUUCUUUGGGCAGGAGAGACCUACUCUAUGGCCAUCAGCUACCUGCAAAAGCCAGGCUAUGUGCCCUCUGCUGUCCAUUCAGGCCACUGGCCCUGGUGGUGGUACAGGGCCACUAAACCUCAGAAGACAGGAACCAAGAUUCUGUGCCCAAACAUCUAGCCCAGAGCUGACCUUUUGCUUCCCAGCCCUUUUAGACACUGUUGGCUGCUGGAAACCCUUUCACUUGUGAUGUGUGUAGUGGGAAAUACAAAAAACUAGUCAGCCACAUACUCUGGUCCAGGCUUGUGACUAGUCCACUGUAGCUGGGGCUUGGCUGCAGAACUACCUGGUUCCUGUUGUUUGGAUUUUGUCAUCUUGUUUUUUUCUAAUGAUGGCGAGAAUUGUUAGUGACACAGAAAGAUUGCCUUACCCUACUGAGCGUGAGAAGCCAUAAGGACUGAAUUCUGUGGUGCAGCAUCCAGGACUGACGCACCUACUCCAGGAACAGGCUGAGACCUGCAUUCUACCUGAGGAGCGGGCACCACAGCCCAGGCCUGUGUGUCAGUGCAGAGCCCACAGGAUUUAGCAGCAUGGACAGUCACUCUUGUACUUUACCUUCUCCA